Molecule: messenger RNA, 2140 nt
Organism: Stegastes partitus (bicolor damselfish)
Lineage: Eukaryota; Metazoa; Chordata; Actinopteri; Pomacentridae
Gene: scp2a
Product: sterol carrier protein 2a
Exons: 16
Coding region: 89-1711 (540 amino acids)
Molecular function (GO): acyltransferase activity, transferring groups other than amino-acyl groups
Source: RefSeq, a predicted model, not a curated record
AUCUUUGCUGCUGUCAGUCUCUGCUGCUGCUCUCAGUCCGUCCGUCCUUCUGCUUCUCUGAGGACUCUGCUGCUGAAGACAAGCGACCAUGGCUGCCAGAAAGACCAACAGGGUGUUUGUCAUCGGUGUGGGCAUGACGAAGUUCGACAAGCCCGGAGCCCGAGACAACUAUGACUACCCUGAUAUGGCCAAAGAAGCAGGUGAAAAAGCUCUGGCUGAUGCAAGAGUCCCGUAUUCUGCUAUUGAACAAGCUUGUGUAGGAUACGUCUACGGGGACUCCACAUGUGGGCAGAGAGCCAUCUACCACAGCCUGGGUCUGACCGGGAUCCCCAUUAUCAACGUCAACAACAACUGCUCCACGGGAUCCACGGCUCUCUUCAUGGCACGCCAGCUGGUCCAGGGAGGUCUUGCUGACUGUGUGCUUGCCCUCGGGUUUGAGAAGAUGGAGCGGGGCUCCUUGUCCGCUAAGUUUAUGGACAGGACCAAUCCAAUGGACAAGCACAUGGAGGUGAUGAUGAACCGCUACGGGAUGGGGGCGGCACCACCAGCACCACAGAUGUUUGGCAACGCUGGCAGGGAGCACAUGGAGAAAUAUGGCACUAAACCAGAACACUUUGCCAAAAUCGCCUGGAAAAAUCACAAGCAUUCCACCAACAACCCGUAUUCCCAGUUCCAGGAUGAGUACAGUCUGGAGCAGGUGAUGAAGUCCAGGAAGGUGUUUGAGUUUCUGACUCUCCUGCAGUGUUGUCCUACAUCUGAUGGAGCUGGAGCAGCAGUUUUGGCCAGCGAGGGCUUUGUCAGGAAACACCACCUCGAGAACCAAGCGGUGGAGAUCGUGGCCCAGGAGAUGGUGACCGACCUCGCCUCCACAUUUGAUGAAAACAGCUGCAUCAAGAUGGUGGGAUACGACAUGUCUCGGGUGGCGGCUAAAAAGUGUUUUGAGACAGCGGGUCUGAAGCCAAGUGACGUUAACGUGGUCGAGCUGCACGACUGCUUCUCUGCCAAUGAGCUCAUCACGUAUGAAGCCUUGGGGUUGUGUGCAGAGGGUAAAGCUGGGGAGCUGGUCGACAGAGGCGACAACACGUACGGAGGCAAGUAUGUGGUCAACCCCAGCGGUGGUCUCAUCUCUAAAGGACAUCCUCUCGGCGCCACAGGUCUGGCCCAGUGCGCUGAGCUCUGCUGGCAGCUCCGAGGCCAGGCUGGCAGGAGGCAGGUCCCAGGGGCUAAAGUGGCCCUGCAGCACAACAUUGGCUUAGGAGGAGCUGUGGUUGUCACACUUUACAAGAUGGGUUUCCCGCAGGAGGCAAGGUCCCACAUAAGUGCAGCUCUUACCAGUGCAGGCAGCAGUCUGGAAGGGUUCAAAGCUUAUCCUGUCUUCAAAGAGAUUGAAAAACAGCUACAGCAGGACGGAGAGAAUCUCGUCAAGAAGGUCGGUGGAGUGUUUGCUUUCAAAGUGAAGGACGGCCCAGAUGGGAGAGAGGAGACCUGGGUGGUGGACGUGAAAAAUGGCAAAGGUUCUGUCAGCAACGACCCAGGUAAAAAGGCAGACUGCACAUUAUCCAUGAGUGACCAGGAUCUCCUGGAUCUGAUGACGGGGAAGCUGAACCCACAAACGGCCUUCUUCAAAGGGAAGCUGAAGAUCACCGGGAACAUGGGCAUGGCCAUGAAGCUGGAGAAGCUCCAGGUCAAAGCAGGGAAGGCCAAGCUGUGAGACCUCCUGCUGAGCCUCUUGUUCGGCUCAAGCUUCCUCUUGUUGAAAUUUCACUAAUUAACAAGAUCCCUGAAUACUCUGAUAAUGUGCUUGAUCUCCAGGGACAGUCGAUUAAGUUUCAUUUCCAGCUGCUACCGAGAUACUAACCUGUAGAUGUUGUGGAGUGCACAUGAAAUGAAUGAAAUUAAAAAUACUUUAUUUAUCCCAGAAGGGAAAUUCAAUAUUUCUAAUAACAUUUCAGUAACAUCCUCCUCCAUGUAUUAACAACCAUGUGUUCAGAGAACUCAACGUGCCUCCAGUUUGUCUGACAUAAAGCCUGUGGGUUAAAACACUUUUUUGAAGUGAACCAUUUUGAUAAUGUUAAAGAGAAUCUAUACCUGUAAAUGAAAGCAAUCUAAUUUUCUAAAAUAAAAUCUUUACUGACAAUCA